Messenger RNA from Exaiptasia diaphana, 2161 nucleotides. Its product is annotated as probable inactive purple acid phosphatase 2. The transcript is spliced from 6 exons. NCBI's taxonomy places the organism in Eukaryota, Metazoa, Cnidaria, Anthozoa, Actiniaria, Aiptasiidae. Gene Ontology annotation, molecular function: acid phosphatase activity; metal ion binding. The record is from RefSeq and is a predicted model, not a curated record. Bases 91 to 1857 code for a protein of 588 amino acids.
GUCACAAGACUUGGAUUUUCUCGGAUUUCUUAAAACUAGGAUUUUUUUUACGGAUGUGACAUGACAUAACAAGACUUUGUCUUUGAAAAGAUGCAUCGUCUACUGUCGCCGAUCGUGAUUUGUCUGGUUAUUUUUGCAUUUACCRAUGGCCACCCCAUUCCAACAUACUUCGCUCGYCUUCACGAAGAUGGGUCUCUCAUGGAUAUGAACAGCCCAGAUUAUCGGCUCAAAAUCGAUUUCGUUGACCUUGAAAAUCCAUCGUCAGAGAUCUUGGGKAUUGUCCAUCAAGAGCGCAAAGCGUACAUAAAAGUUCUUCCAGAUGUUGUGGAAAAUGGCGCAGAAGUUGAAGUUUUUUGGCGAAGUCAUAACAACACAAGCAAAAAAGAUUUCAUUGCGCUCUACUGUCCUUACGAUGGAGACCACUCCAGUUAUCUGGACUUCUUGUUUUUGAAUGAAACUAGAUCUACCUUUGCUGGUGGCGAAGGGAAGUUCAAGSUGAAGUUAUAUAACAUGAGAGUGGACUGUGAGUUGAGAUAUUUUCUCAAUGAUGGCAGGAAUGCGUAUCUCAUAUCAAGAAGCAAUAGAAUUAGGUUCAAAAGCAAUGAGCCYCUUCARGGYCAUCUAGCUUUGACGGGAAACCCYUCUGAGAUGAGAGUGAUGUGGACAUCUGGGACAGAUUCAAUGCCCGUUGUUUUGUAUGGAAUCAAUCAAACAUCACUAUCAAUGAAAGCAAGUGGCAAUUCAUCUACUUACAAGGCUAAAGACAUGUGCGGUGAGCCUGCCAAUGGAAUAGGAUUCAGAGAACCAGGGUUCAUCCAUGAUGCACUGCUUACGGGAUUAAAACCUGGAGUAAAGUACUUUUUUCAGUAUGGUUCUGCUGAGGCAAUGAGCAAAAUAUAUAAUUUCACUGCGGCACCAGUGCCAGGAAAAGAUGUCCCCAUUAAGUUUGUAGCGUACGGAGACAUGGGUGUGACACCCUCACCAGGCUCAGUGAUAACGGCAAGAGAAUCUCUCAAAGAAGUCAAGAGAGGAGCACAGCUUAUUCUGCAUGUUGGAGAUAUAUCAUAUGCAAGAGGAUAUGCAUACCUGUGGGACCAAUGGCAUGCUCUUAUUGAGCCCUAUGCAACUCUAGUACCAUAUAUGGUUGGUAUAGGAAACCAUGAGCAGGAUCACUURACUGGAGGCUCAAAGGAUCCCAGUGGUGCACCUGGGGAAGGCUUCCAYCCCUCCUGGGGAAACUUUGGUGAYGACUCUGGGGGRGAGUGUGGGGUUCCUAUGUAUAAACGCUUCCAYAUGCCRGAAAAUGGCAAUGCWCUCUGGUGGUACAGCUUUGAUUAUGGUAGCGUUCACUUUGUUAUGAUGAGUACRGAACAUAACUUUACCAAAGGAUCCGUUCAAUACAAGUGGUUGGUUGAAGACUUGGAAAAUGUGGACCGUAGUAUCACUCCGUGGAUUGUCUUUAUGGGACAUCGGCCAAUGUACACCAGCCAACUGGUAUUAAAUAGAGACCCAAUCGUUGCUGCCCACAUGCGAGAGGAAUUUGAAGAUGUCCUCUAUAAAUACAAAGUUGACCUAACUCUAUGGGGACACUACCACAGUUAUGAAAGAACAUGCCCAGUUUAUAGAGARGAAUGUGUUCCUGAUGGCCCUACGUACAUGGUAGUYGGUACUGCGGGUUACAUUCUGAGUUUUAAUUUGCCUUUUUGGACUGGGAAAAAAUGGUCACUUCAUCACGAAGUGCAUUAUGGGUAUGGUCGUGUGACAGUUGUCAACAGUACUGCAAUGUACUGGGAAUGGAUUAAGAACUAUAAUCAAGAAGUCAAAGAUAAAGUCUGGAUAUACAGGAAAGAUUCGUAAUGACCAGAAACAUUUUCUUUUUUUUCCUUUUUUGAACAUGCUGAAAAAAGAUGUUCCCUGUUGAAUCGAGGCUGUUGAAUCGACAAGCAUUGAUGGAGAAUUUAGACUUUCUCAUUGUGGUCGCUUUGUAAAGGGUGACCACUUUAGGAGAGGUACCACAGUAAUUAAUUUAAUCAGAACAAUGAGACCACUUUAUGGUCAUUCCAACCAAUCAAUUUCUAUUUAAUCGUAAAUUAUUUUCAUUGUUAUUCGAUUUUUUCAUACAUAAAUUUUAGUUUUUUUAAUUAAAGCACUUCUAUUAUUA